AUGACGUCGCACAGCAAUGCGGAACAGGAGGAGCCUACAACGGCGCUUCCGACGACGGACAGCAAAUCCGAUGUGGAAGAGGAUGUGCACAGCGAUGUGGACGAAGAGGAGAUGAAGAAGUGGCUUUCGACGACGUACGAGCGCGGCUCGAGAAAGCCCAUGAAGGAGCCUCUCACAGCACCUUGGGGUCUGUCGAUCAGCGAUGCAGAUGUGGAAAAGCUCAAAGUUGGGUUCAAAUCUCGAAGCAUGGACGACAAAUGGGACAUGCUGAUCGAGGAUCCGGACGAAAACGGCAACAUAUCUCUCCACAUCCUUCGAAACUGGCUACAGGAGGAGUGCUAUAUACUUCAUAUUGUUCCGAAACCAAGCAACGAUGAUGGCGGGAGUGCAAAGAUCCAAAGCAUCACCUGGGAAGGGAACAAGGCGGGGUUGCAAUGCGAUGCAGAGCAGGCUAAGAAGGAAGCAGUGAUUCUGUCCAGAGGUCACCUCCACUGCGAGUUUGAGACGCUCCCGCACUACCUGUCCUCGGUAUUUUGGGAUCCUCGUGCCUAUACGAAGCUGGACGCGGAAUAG
Molecule: messenger RNA, 573 nt
Organism: Truncatella angustata
Lineage: Eukaryota; Fungi; Ascomycota; Sordariomycetes; Amphisphaeriales; Sporocadaceae
Exons: 1
Coding region: 1-573 (190 amino acids)
Source: RefSeq, a predicted model, not a curated record